This is a messenger RNA of Stegostoma tigrinum, 3015 nucleotides long. Its product is annotated as phosphatidylinositol 5-phosphate 4-kinase type-2 beta. The record is from RefSeq and is a predicted model, not a curated record. NCBI's taxonomy places the organism in Eukaryota, Metazoa, Chordata, Chondrichthyes, Orectolobiformes, Stegostomatidae. Bases 267 to 1577 code for a protein of 436 amino acids. Gene Ontology annotation, molecular function: phosphatidylinositol kinase activity. The transcript is spliced from 11 exons. Gene Ontology annotation, biological process: phosphatidylinositol metabolic process.
AUUGCUUGGAGAAAGAAGGCGAGAGAGACACCGAGACAGACAAACAAGAGACAUUCAUAGGGUUUUUAGUUCUCACUCGUCCACUCAUGAGGAGGUACCAUGACAUUUUGGUCUCACGUUUGCAAUGUGCCGUCAAGCCUAGGAAUUUAAAGGCUAACAAUUAACAAAUACCAGAAGCAAGGGGAGGUGCAAAAGGAAAAUAUUAAGGUCCUUUUUCUUCUUGCAUUUGGUUUUUUGAGGGGGGGGAUUAAUUUUGUUUUACAAAAAUGGCAGCCAACUGUACUGCUAGUGCCAGCAAGACAAAAACCAAGAAGAAACACUUUGUGGCUCAAAAAGUGAAGCUCUUCAGGGCCAGUGAGCCCCUACUCAGUGUCCUGAUGUGGGGAGUCAACCACACCAUCAACGAGCUGAGCCACGUUCAGAUUCCUGUAAUGUUGAUGCCAGAUGACUUCAAAGCAUACAGCAAGAUUAAAGUGGACAAUCACCUGUUUAACAAAGAGAAUCUUCCAAGCCGUUUCAAGUUUAAGGAAUAUUGUCCAAUGGUUUUCAGAAACCUGAGAGAGAGAUUUUCCAUUGAUGAUCAGGAUUAUCAGCGAUCUUUGUCAAAGCUUCCAUCGCAGGAGCUGGAUAAAGUAACAAUGAACAUGGGUUUAGUCCGCCAGAAUUCAGUAACACGGAGUGCUCCCUUAAACAGUGAUGCGCAGAAUCGAAUGGGAGCUCGAUUCCUCACCACAUACGACAAAAGAUUUGUCAUUAAAACCAUAACCAGUGAAGAUGUAGCAGAGAUGCACAAUAUUUUAAAGAAAUAUCAUCAGUAUAUUGUGGAAUGCCAUGGCAACACACUUCUUCCUCAAUUCCUGGGCAUGUACCGAUUAACAGUAGAUGGAGUGGAGACCUAUAUGACUGUAACAAGAAACGUCUUUAGUCACAGACUCACGGUGCACAGGAAAUACGACCUGAAGGGCUCAACAGUAUCACGAGAAGCCAGUGGAAAAGAAAAGGCCAAGGAAUUACCAACACUGAAAGAUAAUGAUUUCCUAAAUGAAGGGCAGAGAAUUCACAUUGGAGACGAAAACAAAAAGAUGUUUUUGGACAAACUCAAGCGUGAUGUUGAGUUUUUAGCGCAGCUGAAGAUCAUGGAUUACAGUUUGUUAGUCGGCAUCCAUGAUGUGGAUCGUGCUGAGCAAGAAGAAAUGGAAGUAGAGGAGAAAGGUGAUGAAGAAGAUUGUGAAAAUGAUGGAAUGGGUCAUCCAGUUGGCUCGUAUGGAACCCCACCAGACAGUCCUGGAAACAUGCUGAAUUUCCCACGAAUUUUUGGACCAGGAGAGUUUGAUCCAACAGUUGAUGUAUAUGCUAUAAAGAGCCAUGACAUAAUACUGGCUGAUUUUCCAGAUGCGCCAAGGAAAGAAGUUUUCUUUAUGGCAAUAAUCGACAUUUUAACUCACUAUGAUGCAAAGAAGAAAGCUGCCCAUGCUGCCAAAACAGUCAAACAUGGAGCUGGUGCCGAGAUCUCCACCGUUAACCCCGAACAGUACUCAAAGCGUUUCUUGGAAUUUAUGUCUAACAUCAUAACAUAGUGCCCCUGUAGACAACACAUGACACGCACAACGAGACUACCAAUGUGUAGCGAAUGCAGGAACAUGAAAACUGAGGACGCUGUAGUGGUGCGUGCAGUAUUCGAUGUGCAGAGACUAAUCUCCAAAAUUGCAUCCUUUGGAAAUAAAACAAAAACACAACAAAAAAAAAUACUUGCUGGCAAACCUGCAUUGCCUGAAAUGUUGCAUUGCUCUUGAAGUUUUCCCGGCCAUGUAUUAUGAGUGUGUCUUUACUGGCGGCAGCUUCAAUGGCACUCCGUUAGCCAUGGUGAGACUUACUGUAUAAAUCUUAAAACCAGAAGGUGGGCACUUGAACGCAGUGAAGGACGAUGGGCACUUUAACAAUGGCAAGAAUCACUUUUUUUUUAAAAAAAACAAUUCAUAUUUUGUCCUAAUGGAGCAAAGUCACGGUAUUAUUUGCGUGUAUCUUUGUGACGCUGCACUCGUCCCAACCCUGGUUUCGCCAUUGCCAGGCCUUUGCCACGCUGUUUCUCAAAUGUUUUAAGUUGCCAUAUUGUCUAAUCGCAAAAAAAGGACUUCAGCAACUUUAUCAAUAAACCAACGCAACUAUAUAUAAGCUAUUGUUCGUUAAGGGUGGGUGGGUAGGGGAGGGAGGGGACAAUGUUUACUCGAGUGAAAAUUUACAGUAGGAUGCCACAUAUCCAGAUUGAGUCUGCAUCUGAUUAUGCAGUGUGCGGAACAGCCAUCAAUCCAUCAGAUGUGAUUUGGGUAAAUCAUUUGGCUUUGUGGCAUUCCUAAUGUAUUCUAAAAGUUUACUUUUAUUUGUUACUCAACAGGAGGGCUCGCGUUUACUUUGUGAGCUACUUGGCUUUAUAAAAGAGUACAGUCUGUAAUUGUGCUUUAAGCUAAUUAUUUGGACAAUGUGGCAUUUUGUCUGCUAGGUCAAUAGACAUGAGUAAAAAAGUGAUUUUUUUUUAAAAAGAGCUAACUCCUUUGUAAGGGACUUUUUAAAAGACUCAACUUCUCUCAACAAAGUAUUGCUAUUUGCUGUUGAAUCUUGUUACAAAGAGGUAGCUGUGACAAUAAUGUUACUUGGUAGUGCUUUUGUAAAACUACCCGAUUUGUCAAUUUUUGAAUCCUUAACAAGCCUGAAAUAUUAUGAAAAUGCUGUAGCAAUAUUUGUGCUGUUUUAAAAGAACAUUCUGGGUAUAUGAAAACAUGAUUAAAGCAGGCAAGCAUCAAAUUUGAACCAUUUAAUUGUUGCUUGCAAGAACUAUUAGAAGGAAUUGAUUGGCACUUUAACCCCUCAAAUAACAAUUUUGUGUAUCGCUGUUAUGUAUAGCUUAACACAUAUUAAAGGAGGGAUACUGCAGGUGAGAUUAAUCUGCAUUUGGCAGUGACUAAGUGAUCACUAAUAGAUAUGUACAUGCCUCCGAUCAGUAAAGAGACUACAAAUUAA